Messenger RNA from Heterostelium album PN500, 2862 nucleotides. RefSeq lists its product as uncharacterized. The transcript has 6 exons. Lineage: Eukaryota; Evosea; Eumycetozoa; Acytosteliales; Acytosteliaceae. The record is from RefSeq and is a predicted model, not a curated record. The coding region runs from base 1 to 2862 and encodes 953 amino acids. Gene Ontology annotation, molecular function: protein binding.
AUGGCUGUAAGAGGAAGGUUUAUGGUUACCGGCAAAAUUUAUGUUGGAGAGAUUGAAGGAAAGGAUGAAGUUAACCUUAUAUCAACACUCUCAGAGUUUCAACAACACAACAACAACAUUUGGUAUUAUAUAAAGAUGAAUCAUCUUUUAAGAUCAACAAAAACAACAUCAUAUAAUAUCUCUAAAUUACCAAUAAAUUUGGUAAACAAUAUAUUAAAACAAUCAUCAUCAUCAACAUCAUCAUCAUCAUCGUUAAUAAAAGAAGAUGGUUGUAAGCAACAACAAAAACAAAGAUUAAAUAUAAUAAGUUCUACAUUUAAUAAUCAUUCAUUUAGUAAUUUUAAUAACUAUAAUAGAAUCAUUAGAGCUUUCAAUGAAAAUGAUAAUAAUAGUUUAAAAAGAUAUAACUAUUCUACAUUAAAUAAUAAUAAUAAUAAUUUUGAUAAUAACAAUAACAAUAAUAAUAAUAAUCACUCUACACAACAACAACAACAUUAUCCACCACAACAAACAUUAAAACAAAAAUAUAAACAAAGCACAUCGAAUGAUAUAACUGAUGGUUUUGAAGAGCUUUCAAGUAAACAUGUUUUUAGAAUAUUGGAAACAGAAUAUAAUAAUAAUCAAUGUGAAUUUUUAAUUGCAUAUUUAAAUGCAAUCAAGAAUUCAAAUCAAUCGAUUUUCUUGGAUAUCUAUGAGUGGGUGUCAAAGAGACAAGUGAAAUCAAUGACAGAGUACAACGUGCAGGCAACCAUCGAUACCUACUACCUGUUGGUAUCGAUGUACGGCCAGAUGGGACGAUUCGAAACCGCCAGUAUGAUUAUCCGGCGCGUUCCACACCAGCUCGGACACGUCGAUACGCUGUACGCUUCGAUCUUCAAGUCGUACAUCGAUCACGGACAAUGCGAUCGUGCCGUCAAAUACUUUUCAAAGCUGCUCAGUCGUGUCAGGGAUCUCGCCAAACCAGAGCCGUUGGGUGUGCUCGUGCACGGACUGCUCGUCAACAAUAUGGAUCGUGAGUUGGAUGUGCUGAUCGAGCGUCUCAAGGACACAAACCUCAUGGCACUUGGUACCUACAACGUCAUUCUCAAACAACUCAGUUUGCUGAGAAGCAAGGAAGCGUAUCUCGACGUGUAUUGCAAGAUGAUCGAAACGAUUCGUCCGUCGUUCCUGACAUUCAAAUCGCUGAUCAACGUCGCCAUUGCCAGCGAGGAUGUUCAGGGUUGCAAAAUCCUCGAGCAACAGAUCUUGGGUGAGCUGGCCGAGUUCAAAGUGGGACUGUUCAGAGACAUUGUUAAAUUCUAUUUCCAACAUCGCGACUUUGAGUCACUCGACGAUACGAUAGACUAUAUUUUCACUGCCGGUCACUCCGUACCGAAUGGAGUCAACCAUAUCUUUGUACACUUUGAAAUCGAGGAGAAUCAGGAACUCGUGGAAUAUCUGAUUGGCAAGAUGUCACAGUACAACACAGCGUUCCAAUCGAUCCAUAUCACCAAGAUCAUUCAGCUUCUGCUGGUGACCGGAAACUAUCAGAAAGCAUUGAAAUGGCUGGAACUCAGAGAAUCGCAUUUCGGUAUACAUCUGGAUAGUUUUGCUAUUCUGCCGUUCUACUAUUUCCACAAGUUGCGUGGGGAGUACGACCUGUGCAACUACUGGCGCGCCAAGGCCAACGAGAAAGGAAUCGACCUCGACGUUCCACAGAUGUUUGAAACCUACUUCCGUUUAAAUUUAAAUCGCGACGGUUCCUUUAUCGAUUGGAACAAACACACCGAGGGAGAAACAUUCGAGGAGAUCUACGAGCGUGUAAACAAACCUGAGCACCUCUAUCUCAAGAACCACAAGCAUUCGGUUCUCGACCGUCAAUUCGCCUCGAAAAUUCAAGAGAACUCUGAUGUUCCUCAUGUCAAUGUAUCGAUUGAAUCGAUUGCAUUCUAUAAAGAACCAAGAAAGCAUAACUCCAAUCAUUUUAAACAAACUGAAGAGUUUAUACUUCAAGAAACAACAGCAGCAGCAGCAGCAACAGCCAGUCAACAAAAUAAUAAAAGUGGAAAUAUCAACAACAACAACAACAACAGCAAUAAUAACAACAACAACAAUUCACUAUUUGAUAUUUCAAAUGUUGGAUCAGCAACUAAUUCAAGUGAGUUUAGUACAACAGAUAUUGGAACUCAGACACUGGUACAUGUUGACUUUGCCAGUAGAAUAACAUAUCUUUUGAAUGAGUCACAAAAGGAAGUUGCUCUGGCCGAGACAGACCAGCGUGAUGAUGGUGGACAAUUCGUUGGCGAGUUUGUCUAUGUCACUCUGAUAAACUACCUACUGAAAGAACAAGACGAACCCAACGUCAGAAAAUACUAUAAGCGCAUGUUGGACAAACAAUUCAAUCCACCUUCGAGUCUCACGCUAAAAGUUUUCAAAUUGAAUGAACAACUUGGAACUCUCGAUGAAUUUUUGGCAUCGUUCAGCAACGACUUGCGAAAGAGCUACAUUGAGGAGAAGUACAUGUCGUUCCUGUUGUCACAUGACUUUGCCAGGGGAUUGCGUCGACUCCAAGAGAGUGGUCGUGAGGAACUGUUGUUCUUCAACCAAGACUACAAGAACUCACUCACACUCGGCUACCUAAAGAACGGUAGCAUCACAAUGGCAGAGGCAACCAUCCAAACGAUCAUUCGAAGCAAAUACAAUUUACAGCCUAUGGUUAUUAGCGAAUAUAUCAACGAAGCAAACAAAUCUUUGGAUCAAACAACCUCACUACAACCAAUCAAUCCAACCACACCAAUUUCAAUCAAUCACUAUUUACAAUCUCGUUUCAUAACUCCUCCACCAGAAUUAGAUGCCUUGAUAAAGAAAUUAAAAAUACAAUAA